Molecule: messenger RNA, 616 nt
Organism: Punctularia strigosozonata HHB-11173 SS5
Lineage: Eukaryota; Fungi; Basidiomycota; Agaricomycetes; Corticiales; Punctulariaceae
Exons: 3
Source: RefSeq, a predicted model, not a curated record
AUGCGUACUUCGGCCCUUAUCGCCUUUGUCGUGGUGGCAGUCAUCUCUGUCUCUGCAGCUCCGAUCCCUAAGUCCCAGGCACAAGCGCGUUCACCUGGGCUUGCCGGCAUUGCACUCAAAGUAGGCGAGGAAGCAGGCCCCGAGAUCCUCAACCUGGGCGAGGACGUCUUCCACCAUUUCUUCGGUUCAUCCGACGACUCCAGUCAGACGCAGCCGGCCGUCAGCGCCGACCCCACAGCUGCAGCGUCCGCAUCCAGACGGAUGGUUGGAGUUCGCAGUCCAAGCCUGUUUAACCUCGGAGAGGACGUAGUCAAGGACGUGGCCCCGUCGCUUAUCAAAGCCGUACCAGAAAUCGUUCAUCUCGGCGACGACGUCUUCAACCAUUUCGCUGGCUCCUCCAGCGAUGACCAGAGUAGUGCCGCUGCGACAUCAGCAACUGCGAGUGUGUUGAGGAGUAGGCAGGUGCACCCCAUUGGCCCAUUGCCUAGAGCUCUCCUCCUGGGUCCAGGAAUCAAGUUACCCUUUGGACUUCCCUUGGGCCCGGGGCUCGAGAUUCCCAAUUUGACUCCUCCGAGUCCGGGCGUGCCGCCUUUCAGAGCUCUACACCGGCAGCCAC